UUGCGUAGAUGGCGGCUGUGGACAAUCAUUCGUCUAUGAACCGCCGAUAGUGAACGUUUCGUUUUAUUGGAUUUCCGAUAAAGGAUUAUCAUAAAUACAUUCAAACACUUAUUAUACAUAGUAUACAUUAUAUACAUAUACAUAUAAUUGUAUAAACGUUUAUGUUAUAUUUUUACACGCACACACACACGUAUAUAUAUAUAUAUAUAUAUAUAUAUAUAAUUUAUACAUAUAGACGCGCGCGCGUGUGUUAGUCCGUUUAUCGCACCGCACACAACGGGGGUCGAUUUGUAUAUAUAAUACAAUACUUAAAAAUCAUUCAGAUAAGGUCGAGACGAAAGAGAGAAAAAAAAAAUUCCGCUGCCAUUUUGAAACGCCCGAUGACCGAGUACUAUGACAGAUUGUUUCGGACUAUGCCGGUUAUUCGAACGGGAACACUCGAGCGGCAAGAUGGGUAACGAUCUGUCCAAACCAAACGAAAACUACGUAGUGGUACCGACCGGUGACAACAUGAUUCGCCGAUCGACAAACACGGCUGGUAUGGGUCCACUUAAUCUAGAAUGGAUUAAUUACUGUUUCGUAAAGAACGGACAAAAACACAGGACCGAUAAGUAUUAUUGUAUGUACGAAAGAAAUCCAACUUUGGUGGUACGCAGAGGACUUCCUAUUUGUUUUCACUUGAAAUUCGACAGAGAGUUUGACAUGGCUAACGACAGUGUGUCGUUUAUGUUCAAAUUGGCUGAAGCGGGAGAUGCAAAUUUUGGAAAUAAUACUAUGGCUGCUGUGCCCUUAAAGGGAAAUCCAAGUAAUGGCAAUGGCCAUUGGUCAGCGUACGUGAUGUCUACUGACGACGUGGACACAAAUGUACUCAGCGUUAGGAUUACUCCUCCGAAUAACUGUAUUGUGGGACAAUGGAUAUUUGACGUAGACACCCGAUCAGGACAAGAAGCGGCCAUGUUCUCAGCUCAGGGAAAUCCGAUUUACAUACUGUUCAAUCCAUGGUGUCCAACGGAUGAGGUUUACAUUAAGGAUGAUGCACUACGUGACGAGUACGUGUUGAGCGAGGAAGGACUCAUGUGGCGUGGAAGUCACAGCAGGCAAAAAGAAGUGAUGUGGAAAUAUGGUCAAUUUCAAAAGAACAUGUUGGAAAGCAGUUUUUUGUUAUUAUUAAAAAUCAGAAGAUUAGCACUCAUACACUGCAGUGACCCAAUAAAAGUAUCAAGAAACCUAUCAGCCGCGGUAAAUGCUCCUGAUGAGUUAGGAGUUGUUCAAGGCAAUUGGACCGAAGAUUUUUCUGGCGGCACCCCACCCAUCAAUUGGCUAGGAAGCGAAGAUAUUUUAAAUCAAUUCAUUAAAACAAAAAAACCUGUCAAAUACGGGCAGUGUUGGGUGUACGCCGGAGUACUAACUACAGUGUGCAGAGCUAUCGGAAUACCUUGCCGUCCAGUGACUGCAUAUUGCGCAGCUCACGAUACACAAAAUAGUUUGACGAUUGAUUACUUAGUCGAUGACGAAGGAAAAAUAAUAGAAGAACUACAAACCGACUCAAUUUGGAACUACCAUGUUUGGAACGAGGUUUGGAUGGCUAGACCCGAUCUGAACGUCUUGGACCGGAGCUGGCAAGUGAUCGAUGCCACACCGCAGGAGCUGAGCGAAGGCCAGUUCAAAUGUGGUCCAGCCAGCGUUACAGCUGUAAAAAAUGGUGACAUAAGAGCGCCGUACGACACGGCUUUCGUGUAUUCCGAAGUGAACGCCGACAAGGUGUACUGGAGAUACUAUGGUAUAUCUCAGCCGAUGAAGCUGUUGAGAAAAGAUACGGAAGCAAUCGGCAAAUUAAUCUGUACGAAAGCGGCUGGAAAAUGGGAACAGGAAAACAUUACAAACAACUACAAAUAUCCUGAAAAGACAACUGAAGAGAGGAUCACUAUGCAUAAAGCAUUAAAGCAAAAUAACAGCAUAUUUAGCCGAUAUUAUUUGAAUGAAGAUUUUAAUGAAAUUAAAUUUGAUUUUGAAUUAGUUGAUGAUAUUAUUGUGGGAGAAAAUUUCAGGGUUGCGGUGAGGAUCACGAACAAAGGUCAUAAAGAUUACACAGUAAAAGUGAUAUUGCGAGUUGACACGGUUGACUACACCGGUAAAAAUGGAUCUCUCGUCACCAAAGUCGAGCAAGAAAAAGUAGUGCUUCACGAUCCAGGAUCGAACGUCGAGUUUGUCCAAACUGCAUUGACAUAUUUUGAUUACGGUAAUGACGUAAAAAGCCAAAAUGUUUUCAACAUUUCAUGUUUGGCAAGUGUGGUAGACACGGACUACGAGUAUUUCGGGCAGGACGACUUCCGGGUCAGAAAACCAGAUAUUGUGUUUGAAAUGCUUGAUAAACCUGCCAUUUCACGUGAAGUACGGGCUACAAUAAAGUUCAGAAAUCCGUUACCCCUGUCAUUAAAAGAUGGAAAAUUCUUCAUCACUGGUUCAUCAUUGCCUAAAACUUUGGAAAUCAAAGUUGGUAAAGUUAGUGCAAAAAAAACAAUCAGUGUGCCAUUCAAAUUUACUCCACAAUUUACUGGAAAGCAAGUAAUUUCUGCGAAGUUUACGUCCAAGCAAUUGCAAGACGUCGAUGGUUAUUUGCAAUUUAUGGUGUAAGAUGGAUGGUCAAUACCCUAUUCUCAUGUAGGCAUGCUAUUGAUUAAGAGUCCAUCCCUAAAAAUAUUUGUAUCGUGUGAAUUGUUUUUUUUUUUUUAUUAUUAUUAUAAUCACUUUAAGUUAAAUAAUAUACAUGACAUUUUUAUUUUCUUCGACAUACAGCUAAUAUGCCAUUUACUUAGUUUUAGUGCUACUAAUAAGUUAGGGAAAAAAACAGAACUAGACUGAAUUUAUAAUAUUUAUAUUAGAAAUCUGGUCAAAAUUCGAUUUAUUUUACUAUAAAAUGUUUGAUGUAUUUUAAUCAAAAUAAAGCAUCGAUAUGGAAUAGCUGCAUAACUUAAGAAUUAUUUAUAUAAAAAUUAUGUAGUCACGAAGCCGUGAUUAUCUAAGGUAUUAAGAUGUACUGUCUAUAAUUUAAGAAUACAUAUGUGAUAUGUCUUUAGAAUAUAACAUUCAUAUGCUUAUUUUAUUGUAAAUUGUUUGAAAUCAGCACAAAAUUAACUUUAUAUAAUCAAUUUUAUACACGAGGAUUUGUAU
Molecule: messenger RNA, 3171 nt
Organism: Rhopalosiphum maidis (corn leaf aphid)
Lineage: Eukaryota; Metazoa; Arthropoda; Insecta; Hemiptera; Aphididae
Product: annulin
Exons: 14
Coding region: 394-2634 (746 amino acids)
Biological process (GO): peptide cross-linking
Molecular function (GO): protein-glutamine gamma-glutamyltransferase activity
Source: RefSeq, a predicted model, not a curated record